Molecule: messenger RNA, 1539 nt
Organism: Arabis nemorensis
Lineage: Eukaryota; Viridiplantae; Streptophyta; Magnoliopsida; Brassicales; Brassicaceae
Source: the annotation of a GenBank genome assembly
AUGCUCUGUGACUACAAGGACUGUCCGAAAGUUUAUCAUGCCUCUUGCGUUGAAAAGGAGAUCACAGUAAGAGGGAAUGAAGAAUCGUUGAUCUGUAAGUGGCACAGUUGCUACUUGUGUAGCAAGAGACCGAAGCUAUGCUGCCUUUGUUGCCCACAUGCUGUAUGUGAAGGCUGUGUUACUCAUGCUGAGUUUAUUCACCUUAAAGAGAAUAAAGGGUUAUGCAAUCAAUGCCAGGAGUAUGUCUAUGCUUUAGAAGAAAUUCAAGAAUAUGAUGCUGCUGGGGAUAAGAUCGACUUGACAGAUAGAAAUACAUUUGAGUGUCUGUUUCUGGAGUAUUGGGAAAUAGUAAAAAGUCAAGAAGAUAUAAGUUUCGAAGAUGUCCAAGAAGCUUCAAAGUCACGGAAGAAAGGUGUCAAGUCAAGGUACAAAAAUGAUCCCAAAUUUUCGCUCAAUGAUGUUCACUCUUCAAAAUCACGAAAGAAAGGCGUCAAGUUUAAGUACAAAGAUGAUCCCAAAUUUUCUUUAACUGACCAUGCGGUUGAGGAUGCAGAAGAUUAUAAAAUGCUGGGCAAAUCAAAGAGAAUGGAGUUUGUUGGAUGGGGUUCAAAGCCCCUUAUUGAUUUCCUAACAUACAUAGGGGAAGAUACCAAAGACGCAAUGUCACAACAUAGCGUGGAGUCAGUUAUCCGGAGGUACAUCCGACAGAAAAACCUGCUUGACCCUGAAAAGAAGAAGAAAGUUCGUUGUGAUGAGAAGCUGUAUUCUAUCUUCAGGAAGAAGUAUGUGAAUCACAAUAAGAUAUAUAAACUUUUAGAAACCCACUUGAAAGAGAACGUUGAGCAGCUGGAGUAUCUCAAUCUUUUGGAACGUGGCUUCGGUGAAAAGAAUGAAAAGGUUUUAUUGCCAUGCAAGAAGCAGAAAACAAAAAGAUCAGAUGAGGGAAUUUGUGUAAAGGAAGUGAAACCUGAAAUGCGUUCUACCGGACUCGCCACAAUCAAUACAGAUAAUAUAAAACUUGUUUAUCUACGGAAGAGCUUAGUCGUAGAGCUAUUGAAGCAGAAUGAGGGCUUUGGGAAAAAGGUGGUGGGAUGCUUUGUAAAAGUAAAGAAUGACCCUAGGGAGUUGAUCGCGUACCAGAUCCUGCAGGUUACAGGCAUUAAAACUUCUGAUGACCAGAGAGAGGGCGUGCUUCUUUAUGUUGCUGGUAUGGCAAGUGAUGUUAGCAUUUCAAAGUUGGAUGAUUCUGACAUAGGCAAGGACGAGAUUGAAGAUUUAAAGCAAAAAGUGGUGAAUGGCUUUCUGAGACAACCAACUGUUCUUGAGAUGGAGGAGAAGGCUAAGGCUCUCCAUGAGGAUAUCACAAAACAUAGAGAACUUCUCCAAAAACCUUCAGAGCAGGAGAGAUUAAUAAGACAAACUCCAAGGAUCAUCGAAGACCUCGUCGAAAUCAAAUCAGAAGCAGUUGCAUCCUCAGAUAGCAGCAAACAAGAGAUCAUCAGCGGUUUAUCUCAGGAGGCGGCGAUAAAUAUCGACUGA